This is a messenger RNA of Darwinula stevensoni, 3843 nucleotides long. Lineage: Eukaryota; Metazoa; Arthropoda; Ostracoda; Podocopida; Darwinulidae. The record is from the annotation of a GenBank genome assembly.
GACAUGGAAAUAGUCAAGAAGAAUCUGGAGAAAGCAUUGAAGUCUUGGCGAGUGGCAAUGGGUAAGGAUCCGUCAAUGGAAGACUCGGUCGUGGACGCGAGCAGUCUCAUCGCGUCCGUGCAGAACUCCCUCCCAGCCACUGAAGACAAGGAUCAAGUCGGGACUUUGCUCUCCGCCCUCUCUGCCCUCUUCACCCAUGAGAACACAACCUUCGCAGAGACGAUGUUGUCCAUCAGUCCCCCGCUACACACGCACAGAAUGGUUUUGAAACUCAACGAGACGUUCAAGACCGGAGUCCACGACACGACCACCCAUCCGGACGCCAUCGCCCUGUCCCAGAAGAUCAAAAAUGAGCUGAAGAACAGCUACCAGCUGGCCGGCGGGCAGGAGGUGGACGUGAACGUGACUCUUCCUUUCAAGCCUGGGAGCAUCGCAGCCGAAACAUUGAGUACCUUCAGCACGGAUUCUGUGGAUGCAUCUCAGGUCGCACGAGAUGCUGCUGCCACCAUUGAAAGCAAUGGAAUUGGUGGAACUACUGUCACUGCAACAGGAUCUAAUACUGGGAUGAUUACUACUACAAAUGGCACAUCGGUAACUGGUUCAGGGACAUCUGGGACAACUGAUGGGUCAUUUGAUGGGACAACUGAUGGGUCAGCUCGUGGGAAAACUGAUGGAUCAGCUCGUGGGACAACUGAUGGGACAGCACUUGGGCCAACUAAUGGGACAGCGCAUGAGACAACUGAUGGGACAGCGCUUGGGGCAACUGAUGGGUCAGCACUUGGGACAGCUUAUAGGAAUCCUGAUGGGACAGCUCUUGGGACAACUGAUGGGACAGCACUUGGGACAGCUUAUAGGAAUCCUGAUGGGACAGCACUUGGGACAACUGAUGGGACAGCUCUUGGGACAACUGAUGGGACAGCAUUUGGGACAGCUUAUAGAAAUCCUGAUGGGACAGCACUUGGGACAGCUUAUUGGAAUCCUGAUGGGACAGCUCUUGGGACAACUGAUGGGACAGCACUUGGGACAACUGAUGGGACACCACUUGGGACAACUGAUGGGACAGCGCUUGGGGCAACUGAUGGGUCAGCUGACGGGACGACUGCUACUACUGUUGGUACCCCUGGAACUAUUGGCGAACCGCAGACAUCUGGCAUUUCUGGCAAAACUCCAGUAAAUGGCAUUCCUGGAGGCACUGGGGCUAUUGGCAGCUCACCAGCUGAAGGAGCUCAAACAGGCUCAAACAAUCGACAGACGCCAUCAAUCCCUAAUGCCGUGAAGCUGCGGGUUGGGGGACUGCACAUCACCAACGUCCCCUGGAAGAAUGGCUUCGCCACGGUCGGUUCGCCGGAGUUCAACGAUCUCUGUUCCAAGAUCGAGAGUGGCAUGGUGUCGUCCCUGGCGGGCAGCAGCCAGAGAGCCUUCUACCAGAGGACCGUCUGCCAGGCCAACCGACGGGGCAGCGUCAUCUCGGACUUCACCAUGGAAUUCACCCCAGGCGUGAACCUGGGGAAGGUCCAGGACGACAUCGACGCCAACUCGCUCAUGCCAGACGGGACCUAUCACUUUGGGGAUCUUCAGACCGACCUCCCUCCAUCCGGGAGGUCGCAGGCGACGACGACCACGGCCGAACACUCCGCGAUCGUCAAGGUGUUUUCGGACAGGGAAUCUCGUCUCUUUCUGCAGAUCACUAUACCUUCUGUCGCUGGGAAAGAAAAACAGAGCGCAAAAGUUGAACUGGAAGCACUUUUCGACAUGGAUUUGAAGGCAGAGGUGGAGAAAAUGGCCGAUUCCGACGCUGAGCUCAAGACCAUCGCAAAAAAACUCGCCCAAAUCCCGGACAUGGAAAUAGUCAAGAAGAAUCUGGAGAAAGCAUUGAAGUCUUGGCGAGUGGCAAUGGGUAAGGAUCCGUCAAUGGAAGACUCGGUCGUGGACACGAGCAGUCUCAUCGCGUCCGUGCAGAACUCCCUCCCGGCCACUGAAGACAAGGAUCAAGUCGGGACUUUGCUCGCCACCCUCUCUGCCCUCUUCAAUGACGAGAUCAUGAGCUUCUCAGAGCUGAUGUUAUCCAUCAAUCCCCCGUUGCACGUGGAUAAAACGACAUUGAAGCUAAAGGACGAGUGGAAGCCUGAAGUCCACGACGAUCCCAACCAUCCAGACACCACCGAACUGAUCCAUCAGAUCCAAGAUGAGGUGCGGCUGAUCUACCAGCUGUCCGGCGGGCUGGAGGUGGACGUCAACGUCACCCUUUCCAACCGAGCCGGGAGCGUCCAAGCGAACGCCGUGACCACCUUCAGCACGGACAUCGUCGAGGCGACUUGGGUUUCGGAAGUUGCUGCUACCAUUGCUAAGGAAAAGGAAGCGAACGGCAGCAUUGUACGAGGGACGAUCAAGAGAGAACUCGGAUCAAGUGAAGCGGCUGAUGGCACGGCCGACUUGACACCAGAGGCGGAUACCUAUGAGUUCCUGAAGAAGUACGUGGGAGAGAACCCGCAGGCGACGGAGGCGAAGCAGGCUCUGGACCAGCUGAAUGCCCUCACGCCUCUCCAGAGGGAGAACGCUAGGAAGUUCUUGGCGCGCUCGGCCGACGCAUGGCAGACGACGCUGGGAGACGCGGAUCCGGGGAAUCCCCCCGAGCUGGCAUCCGUGACGGAUGUCGUCAGACUCCUCACCGCUUCAGUCACCUUCGGGCCCCGGAACGUCACGGAGAAACAGCUGGCGGACGUCCUCAACGGAGAUAUCAAGGCGUGCGAACUUCAGUCUGGAGGCGAAGGCGCUCAGUGCUUCGCCAAGAUGAUUGAGAUCCUCCAGACGCCGAAGAUUCGGUCUCACGUGUACAUGGAACUGGCACUGCCCUUCGACUAUGCCGAUCCGAAAUCCGGGAAAUACGAGACGCUGGUCGAUUCGAUCGUCCAAGACAUGGGGAAAGCCUUCCACUUCGGCGGAGUCAUUGGGUUCGAACCUGCUCGGGUCCUGGGACUAGCGAAGACGAGAAGAGGGUCCAACACGGGCGUCUCUUUGAAACUCUCCUACAGCCUGCCGAGACAAGCGGUCGAUCCGGUUCCCACGAUGACCACCCUCGCCGGGGCGGAGAUUCUCAACAAAAUCAUCAUCACCGGGAAGGACAAAGAGAUGGCUAAGGCUGACCUUAAAGAACUUCUCAGUAUGGACUUGAAGUCGGAAUUGCAGAAAAUCGUCCCAUCAAACGCCGAGCUCCAGACCAUCAUCAACAAACUCGGCAAAAUCCAGGACAUGGAAAUAGCCAAGAAGAAUCUGGAGAAAGCAUUGAGAUCCUGGCGACUGGCAAUGGGUAAGGAUCCGUCAAUGGAAGACUCGGUCGUGGACACGAGCAGUCUCAUCGCGUCCGUGCAGAACUCCCUUCCGGCCACUGAAGACAAGGAUCAAGUCGGGACUUUGCUCUCCGCCCUCUCUGCGCUCUUCACCCAUGAGAACAUAACCUUCGCAGAGACGAUGUUGUCCAUCAGUCCCCCGCUACACACACACAGAAUGGCUUUGAAACUCAACGAGACGUUCAAGACCGGAGUCCACGACACGACCACCCAUCCGGACGCCAUCGCCCUGUCCCAGAAGAUCAAAAAUGAGCUGAAGAACAGCUACCAGCUGGCCGGCGGGCAGGAGGUGGACGUGAACGUGACUCUUCCUUUCAAGCCUGGGAGCAUCGCAGCCGAAACAUUGAGUACCUUCAGCACGGAUGCUGUGGAUGCAUCUCAGGUCGCACAAGAUGCUGCUGCCACCAUUGAAAGCAAUGGAAUCGGUGGAACUACUGUCACUACAACAGGUAAGACAUUCGGGAAAUGUCGACCAGAUGCGAAAAUUUCCGGGUAA